Molecule: messenger RNA, 1031 nt
Organism: Cuscuta campestris
Lineage: Eukaryota; Viridiplantae; Streptophyta; Magnoliopsida; Solanales; Convolvulaceae
Source: the annotation of a GenBank genome assembly
GCUCAGUAUUAAAAAAAAAAGAGGAAGACUGAGACACAGGCCCGGCCUGGCACGCUGGUUACUACACCGGUCUUGCUCAGUAUAAUAAAAAAUAUUAAAAUAUGUGACACUGGCGCGCUGAAUUAAUUAAUUAUUGGGCCGAUCAAUACGAAGAUUAUUUUCUAAUUUGCAUAAUUAAUAUGGGGGUUGACCUACGUUGUACGACACGCUGUUCUGAACCCGACCGCACAAAUGGAUUGAGAAUCGGACUUACAGGGCCCAAGAUACGACUGCCGAAUGAGGGAGGGGGAGUUACGAGACUUAAGCACUUCGUCCGUUUCGCCUCUGUUCGCCGUUCGUCUGCCAGGGAGAGACAGCAGCCGCAGCAACCGUCGAGAACCUCCGCAUCUGUCGUCGCCGUCGACGCUAGGGAUUCCGACCGACGUCCUCGCCUCGUCCCUCCGUCACGCGCAGCAGGCCGGCGAAACCAGGGAAGAGUUGCAGCGGCGAAUUCACUCCGAUUCAAGUUCAAUUCGUCGUUUUUCGAGGAUAUGGUUAGGAAAUUGGCCAUUGCGGGGCGUCGUCGCACCCCCGGUGGUCUUGGGUUAAAAACGUACGUACGGAAGUCCGCGACCUGUCCUGGCAUCGUAGGGACAGGGGCUUCAACCCGCCCAAAGUGAAUCUCCUUUGGGUUUCUGAGCUGGCCCUUUUAUAGCAUCGCUUGGGGUGCCAUGACUCAAAGUAGUUGAUGUGGAAUAAAAUAAGGACAUGAUGUUCAAAUGAAAGGUGUUAAUAUAAAUAUGUUUAUUUAAGCUAUUUUUUUUCCUCCGUGAUCACAUGCUGUUGUGGAUUGUAUGUUAAUGUGGUGCUAUUCUGUGAGCUAAUGCUGGCUUAGGUAUAUUUUCACUCAGCGUUUCGCUGAGCGUGUAGUCGUUGUUGUUUGACUGCACGCAGGUAGGAACACGGAAUUUGAUGGGCAACCCGGAGGGCAGUGAAGUGGUGGUGGCGUGGAUGGCUCUUGUUUACUUUAGUAAUAAAACUACAUUGUUUUA